Phanerochaete carnosa HHB-10118-sp is the source of this 3068-nucleotide messenger RNA. RefSeq lists its product as uncharacterized. The record is from RefSeq and is a predicted model, not a curated record. Gene Ontology annotation, biological process: transmembrane transport. The transcript is spliced from 15 exons. Lineage: Eukaryota; Fungi; Basidiomycota; Agaricomycetes; Polyporales; Phanerochaetaceae. Gene Ontology annotation, molecular function: oligopeptide transmembrane transporter activity. Bases 1 to 2391 code for a protein of 796 amino acids.
AUGUCCUACACUGAUCUACCACCGCCUCCGAGUUCAGAGCACGCCAAGGCGUUAUAUGAGAUCGGCACAUUGAAGUGGGGAUUCCAACAGGAUGUGGAGAAUGACGGUGCAGGACCCGUGGUCAGCAUAGUAGAUGGCGAGUGCUACGGAGAUCCCAAUAUUGACCUGGAUGCGGAGUACCUUGAGGAUGAAUCCCCAUACCCUGAAGUUCGUUCCGCCGUCGCGAACACGGACGAUCCCGACAUGCCUGCGGGGACACUUCGUGCUUGGAUGCUUGGGCUGCUGUGGGCCAUUGUGAUACCAGGCGUGAACCAAUUCUACUUCUUUCGAUUUCCCAAUAUCACCGUGGGGCCACUUGUCGCCCAACUUUUGACUUUUCCUCUCGGCCGCUUAGUCGCACGCCUCCUGCCACAUGUACGGGUAUUUGGACACUGCAUUAACCCUGGCCCUUUUACUAUUAAAGAACACGUCGUGGUAACCAUCAUGGCAGGUGUUGGCGCAGUCUCUGCGUAUGCGACCGACAUCAUCGCGGUUCAACGGUUUUACUAUCAUCAGUCCUACAAUUUCGGAUACCAGUUCAUGGUAAUCAUGUCUACGCAGCUCAUUGGGUUCUCUAUUGGAGGUAUCGCCAAGCGAUUUUUGGUGUCUCCACCCUCAAUGAUCUGGCCGUCGAACCUGGUUUACUGCGCACUCUUCAACACUUUGCAUGCGCAAUGGUAUGUGGGAUUUGGCAAGCGCGGUGGUCUUAGCCGAGAACGGUUCUUCUUUCUUGCAUUUACUGCUGCCAUACUUUGGUACUUCGUGCCUGGGUAUCUAUUCACAGCUCUCUCAUUCUUCUCGUGGGUAUGCUGGAUAAAGCCAAAUAACGUGGUGAUCAACCAACUGUUCGGUUAUCAGAGCGGCCUCGGCAUGUCCCUGGUCACCUUGGAUUGGUCGCAAAUCGCCUUCAUCGGUUCUCCCCUGGCCACACCAUGGUGGGCAGAAGGAAACGUCGCCUUUGGCUUCGUUUUCUUUUUCUGGCUCAUUGUCCCAUUGCUCUAUUACACGAACGUUUGGGAUUCGCAGUUUAUGCCCGUUCUCUCACGAAGGACGUUUGACAACACCGGAGCACCCUACAACGUCACGCGCGUCUUGGAAGGGACCUCGUUUGACAUCGACAAAUAUAGAGCAUACAGCCCGCUCUUUCUGCCCGUGGCAUUCGUCGUGUCCUACGCGCUCAGUUUUGCGAGCGUUACCGCCACGAUAGUACAUGUCUUCCUGUACUACCGCAAGCAAAUUAUGGUCCAAGCGCGCCGCUCCCUCGCGGAACAACCCGACAUCCACGCACGACUCAUGUCGCAGUAUCCGCAGGUGCCCGACUGGUGGUAUCUCUGCAUCUUCGUGUCCAUGUUCUUGUUUGGUGUCAUCGCCAUCGAGAUAUAUCCUACGCAGAUGCCUGUGUGGGCGUUCGUGCUCGCGUUGGCGGUUGCGUUUGUAUACACGAUCCCAAUUGGCAUCAUCCAGGCGGUCACCAACCAGCAGAUCGGGCUGAAUGUGAUUACUGAGCUGAUCGUUGGGUACGUCCUUCCUGGCCAACCGCUUGCGAUGAUGUUGUUCAAGACUUGGGGAUAUAACACAAUGUCACAAGCACUCACAUUCACCUCCGACAUGAAGUUAGGACAUUACAUGAAGAUACCACCGCGCACAAUGUUCUGGUGCCAGGUCGUGGCAACCGUGGUAGCCGGGAUUGUCCAGCUCGCUGUGCAGUCCUGGAUGUUCGAAAAUAUCCCGGACAUGUGCGACUCGCUGCAGAAAGACCACUUCGUGUGUGCCAGCACCGAGGUCUUCUACACUGCAAGUGUCAUCUGGGGCGUUGUCGGCCCUAAGAUGCUCUUCUCUGCUGGCCGAAUAUACGGCUUCCUCCGGUUUUUCUUCCUUUUUGGAGCGGUCACACCGAUAAUACCGUACCUUGGGAUGAAACGAUGGCCCAACAGCUACUUCCGCUAUGUAAACAUUCCGAUCAUAGUGAACGGUACUGGGUGGAUACCACCGGCAAGCGCGCUGAAUUACGUGCCAUGGGCGAUCUUAGGGUUCAUCUCGCAGUACGUCGUACGCAGACGACAUUUCGGAUGGUGGUCGAAGUACAACUACGUUUUAUCUGCGGCUCUCGACACAGGGACAGCAAUAGGGACCGUGAUUGUUUUCUUCUGCUUACAAUACCCUGCUAACGGCACGAUUGGCCAACACACUGUGCUCGCGUGGUGGGGAAACACUGUGUGGAUGAACACCGCAGACUACAAUAUGACGUCCUUCAAAACGCUACAGUCGACAGGCCAAGCAUACUUCGGGCACCCCCGACAAAUGGUAGCAUCCCGCUUUAUUCCAUCUGUUUUUGCGAUGCUCUGGAUCUAGCGUCUUGUACUCAUAGUGUAUGUAUAUACAGCUCGCUCAUUUAUCGCUAAUUAUUUCUCCGCCGGGGAGGGCACCGUGCUAGUUCGCUCGUCGGCUUCCAGGCUGCAGCGUCGAUGUAGAGGGUCUUUGCUGAGGUGCAGAGCAUUUGGGCAUUCGUAGCGUAAAAUUGUACCAAUACAAGCGUUAAUACUGUAUGUAAAAAAGACCUCGACGCAUACUAGUAUGGUCCAAUGGCGAGAAAAGGGCCCGAAAGCAAUAACAUGACCACAAGCACAUCACAAGACUGUUGGUACACGAACAUAAUAGUUAUGACGAGUGAGAUUGAAGGAUAUCGGGUGUGGAGGUGUCCGCUGCACGAACGAGCACGAGAUAGAAGUACAACGCACGGCCUGCGUCUGCGCACGUGACAAAUAUGAGUAAAGAUUUCAGAUGUGUACAAAUCUACGCAGCCGAUGAUGAACCGGAGAUUCGCUGAUGGUGGUACAUUGGGCACGACAUAUUUGCCGCAGGAUUGCCGUCCUCUUCCGUUGCAGUCCGUUCUCUUUGUUAUUCCUCGAAGUCGAUUUUAUGAUGGGUAACCGGGGGUAUCGGAUAAUGGACUCAUUGUUCGUGUGCAGCGGGUCCGCCAAGGGACGCCAUCCAGAUACGAGUUUUAUACAACCUAUGAUCACACGAUC